CCUAAACCCCCAACACCUCCUCCUAUAUAAACCACAGCUAAAAUCCUUCUCCUCCAUCUCUUCACCAGGCCCCUGCAACUCCAAUCUCACGUGUCAAGGGUUUGAAUUGUGCGAUUGAAGAUGGCGAAUCCGAAGGUUUUCUUUGACAUUCUAAUUGGCAAGAUGAAAGCAGGUAGGAUUGUGAUGGAACUAUUUGCUGAUGCUACUCCGAAAACUGCUGAAAAUUUCCGUGCUCUAUGCACCGGGGAGAAAGGGAUUGGAAAUGCUGGGAAACCAUUACACUAUAAGGGUUCGACUUUCCAUCGCAUAAUCCCAAACUUCAUGUGUCAAGGUGGGGAUUUUACUAAGGGUAAUGGAACUGGAGGAGAAUCAAUCUAUGGCGCAAAGUUUGCAGAUGAGAACUUUAAGCUGAAGCAUACAGGUCCUGGUGUUUUAUCAAUGGCAAAUUCUGGACCGAACAGUAAUGGUUCCCAAUUCUUCAUUUGCACUGAGAAGACCUCAUGGCUUGAUGGGAAACAUGUUGUUUUUGGGAAAGUUGUAGAUGGCUAUGGCGUUGUUCAGGAAAUGGAGAAGGUAGGGUCCAAUAGUGGGACGACAAAGGAAACUGUUAUUGUUGAAGAUUGUGGUCAAAUAAUAGAGAACUGAAGUGCAUGAUCAAGAUAAUGUCUUAGAUGUAUUUCACGUAAUUAAGUGUUGCAAGCUUUAUCUUUUGCAACCAUGUAGUUUUUCAUUUGAACUUGUAAAGCAAUGCUCAUCUUGUCAUUUGCAACCUUAA
Populus nigra (black poplar) is the source of this 775-nucleotide messenger RNA. RefSeq names its product peptidyl-prolyl cis-trans isomerase CYP19-3-like. NCBI's taxonomy places the organism in Eukaryota, Viridiplantae, Streptophyta, Magnoliopsida, Malpighiales, Salicaceae. Gene Ontology annotation, biological process: protein peptidyl-prolyl isomerization; protein folding. Gene Ontology annotation, molecular function: peptidyl-prolyl cis-trans isomerase activity. The transcript has 2 exons. The record is from RefSeq and is a predicted model, not a curated record. The coding region runs from base 121 to 645 and encodes 174 amino acids.